UUUUGUCUCUGUCAGUGAGCGCUCCUCCCGGGCCGAGGCGGCUGAAAGGAUUUCCAGAGGGCAGGUGUUGACUGUAAGAGUGCAAGAAAAGGAAAGGGAGAGCAAAGAGCCUGGGGAGGAGAGAUCCCGUCCUCGCAGCACAAGCAGCUGGUGAGAGUUGGUGGGUGACUGUUUGAAAAGCUGCCGCAGACUCAACAUGGCUCAGGUGCUGCACAUGGACCACGGCUUCCCAGGGAAACUCAACCCGCCUGCCCCCCCCUCCCUGAACGGCAAAGAACAGGAGGCCAACUACUCAGUGGAGACCCCCUAUGGCUACCGUCUGGACCUGGACUUCCUCAAAUAUGUAAACGACAUAGAGAAGGGAAACACCAUCAAGAAGGUGCCGAUCCAGCGCCGGCCUCGCUAUGGCUCCCUGCCCCGUGGUUACGGCUACGCCGGCUCCUGGUGGACCUCCACAGAGUCUCUGUGCUCCAACACCAGCAUGGACAGCCGGCACUCCUCCUACUCUUACUGCGCCCCGGGCUACCACACAACGCAGAGGCCCAGCUUCAGCACGGCCCGGGUGGAGAAGACCCUGCUGGACGCACGCAGGAAGUUGGAGGAGGAGAAAGAGGGGCGGAGGUUUUCCAACCUGGGGAGCAUGCACAGCAGCGUAGCAGGCUCAAACACCUCCAUCAGCAGUGCUCACAGCUUCAACAGGGCACACGGUGGAGGGGGAUCAUUCACACCCAUGAGCUCAGGCCUGUCCACUCCUGUGACUCCGACGCCGCAACACCUGCAGCACGUCAGGGAGCAGAUGGCUGCAGCGCUCAGGAAGAUCAGGGAUCUGGAGGAGCAGGUUAAGACCAUCCCGGUGCUGCAGGUCAAAAUCUCCGUGCUGCAGGAGGAGAAACGGCAGCUCAGCGUCCAGCUCAAGAGCCAGAAGUUCCUGGGUCACACUCUGGGUUUUAGCCGCGGCCGUCCCAGAGGAGAGCUCUACAUCGACAUCCCUGAAGAAGAGGUGAGCACGGCGAAAAGCAACAAACCAGCAGACACGCUGUCUCCCACCACAGCCGAGGGCUCCAAGCAAGACUCAGGCUGCGAGAUCGAGGACACAGUGAUCGUAGGAGGAGCGAGACCAGACGCAAAACGGGAAGUGCGGACCAUCGGAGUGGGACCUGAGGACUCCAAGGGAACUCGGGAGGUGGGCGUCGGUGUUCGGGAGGAGGAUCUGGGGCUGCAGCCAGAGACCCAGGCUCUCAGGAAUCAAGUGGGUCAGCUGGAGGGCCACUUAAAGAGGACGAUGCAGGAGCUGCAGGCGGCACAGCAGCAGCAGGCGGAGGCGGGGCAGAAGGGACCUCAGGCGGAGCAUCCCAUCAUGGCUACCAGCACAGGCUGGCAGGAGCCGCAGGGCUGCAGUCUGCACACUCUGGUCAGCUUCGCUCAGCUGCCGCAGCAGAGGGAGCAGAGGACUGUGGGGAUCCAGGUGUACACGCUGGAGCAGCCCACUGUGGUGGAGGUGGGAACUCUCCUCCGAGCAGAGACCUGCAGCUCCCCCACGCCUCAGCCAGCUGAAGGAGCCGCGGAGGAACAACACAGAGAACAAGCUGAAGAAACUCCGGUCGAGUUGCCGCUUGCGAUCAGCUCAAAGGAGGUACGAGACGUCUUGAAGUGCGAGCUGUCCACUUCAGAACCCGUCGCUGCUCCUGCCAUCGCUGCUGAUCAGAUCAGUUUGUUGCCUUCAAAAGAAGCCGAGACGCUCCUGCACACAUCUACAGAGGCUGCUCAGCCACAAGAAGGCGCUCAGACAGCGUCCUCCCCUUCCUCUUCUCUGAGGUCCAUUAUGAAGCGGAGAGCACAAGGUGAACCAGGAUCGCCUUCUACAAAGAAAAACCUACAGUUCAUCGGAGUCAAUGGAGGGUAA
Molecule: messenger RNA, 1903 nt
Organism: Labrus bergylta (ballan wrasse)
Lineage: Eukaryota; Metazoa; Chordata; Actinopteri; Labriformes; Labridae
Source: RefSeq, a predicted model, not a curated record